Messenger RNA from Cornus florida, 1206 nucleotides. Its product is annotated as two-component response regulator ARR5. Bases 219 to 887 code for a protein of 222 amino acids. NCBI's taxonomy places the organism in Eukaryota, Viridiplantae, Streptophyta, Magnoliopsida, Cornales, Cornaceae. The record is from RefSeq and is a predicted model, not a curated record. Gene Ontology annotation, biological process: cytokinin-activated signaling pathway; phosphorelay signal transduction system. The transcript has 5 exons.
CCAAUCUUUCCUUUUAGUCUUUUAGCUUCUUAAAGUAGAUUUCCAGAUUUUGUGUGUUUAUUUGUUCAGAUACGAAUAUACAUCUAUAUCUAUAUAUCUAUCUAUCUAUAUAUAUAUAUAGACACAUAGAGAGACAGUGUGUGCUUGUGUGUCUUCGUCAGAUCAAAAACACGUUCUACUAUUUUUUUGAACACUUGGGGGAGAGAAAUUUUCUGGCAAUGGCGGCAAUUGCCGGCGAGUACUUGCGACCGGAAGCGAGAGAACUGCACGUGCUUGCCGUCGACGACAGUCACGUUGAUCGGAAGGUGAUCGAGCGGUUGCUCAAGAUCUCGUGUUGUAAAGUUACGGCCGUGGAGAGUGGAAGCAGAGCUCUGCAAUAUCUAGGUUUGGAUGGGGAGGAGAAGAGAUCGGUUGAAUUCGAUGCUUUGAAGGUGAAUCUAGUAAUCACGGAUUAUUCUAUGCCUGGAAUGAAUGGAUAUGAGCUGCUUAAGAAGAUCAAGGAAUCGUCGACUUUGAAGGAAAUACCUGUUGUGAUCAUGUCAUCGGAAAACAUCGUCACUCGCAUUGAUAGGUGUUUGGAGGAAGGGGCAGAGGAAUAUCUUGUGAAGCCGGUAAAGCUGUCGGAUGUGAAACGCCUGAAAGAUUUUUUGUUGAGAGGGGAAGAAGAAAAUGGGGAGAGAGUAACCACCCACAAGAGAAAACUACUAGAUGAUUAUGUGCCAUCAUCACCAUCGUCGCGUGCUUCUUCUGAUCAAUCUUCAUCCCGGCCACCAUUGCCAUCAUCGUCGUCACCAUCAUCGCGUGCUUCUUCUGAACAAUCUUCAUCCUCACCACCAUUGCCAUCACCUUCUCCAUCAAAGCGGCGCAGAUUGCAUAACAUAGAUUGACCUCGUGCCAUUCCGAUUUUGAGAAGCAUAUUUUAUCGGCCUUGGCCCAUACUACCACAGCAUUCCCCGUGGAGGGGAUGAUUCUUUUUGUUUUGUUUUGUUUUGUUUUGCGAGUAUACCCUUACAGUUGUAUAUGCUAACCCGAAGACGAUACCAUUUUGACACUCCCUGGUAGGGGAGAAUUAGGAAAGAUGAGUGGGAAAAGUUGGGAGAUGAUUUUAGUUUCUGCUUUCUUGUUCAUAAGUAGGAAUUCAGAUUAUAUUGAACUCAGUAAAAUUCCCAAAGGCUUUUGAAAUGUUUGUGCCUUUAAAUUUCAUUU